Haliotis rufescens (red abalone) is the source of this 1626-nucleotide messenger RNA. RefSeq names its product bifunctional D-cysteine desulfhydrase/1-aminocyclopropane-1-carboxylate deaminase, mitochondrial-like. The record is from RefSeq and is a predicted model, not a curated record. NCBI's taxonomy places the organism in Eukaryota, Metazoa, Mollusca, Gastropoda, Lepetellida, Haliotidae. The transcript has 10 exons. Bases 261 to 1469 code for a protein of 402 amino acids. Gene Ontology annotation, molecular function: D-cysteine desulfhydrase activity.
ACUAUCGUCCCCUGGAAGACCGCACUUAUUUUACACAUUUUGUCACAGAGCAACUGCUUUUUAAAGUUUCACUUUGGUUUUUAUUUAAUGCCGUUAGAAUAUGCAAUAUAUCCUAGAUAUUGCCAUUACAGCAUGUGGUAACAGUGACACUUCUUAAAUAUAAUCAAUUCAACUUUCACGAACAUGAUAUUAUCUUGCUGAGAGUGAGAACGUUGUUGAAAAUGGUACCUGUAUGAUGUCAACCGGUAUUGACUGAGGGAAUGAGGUCAAGUGUAGCUGUCUUAGUCGGGACACAGACAAGCCAUCUUUGCUUUCAAACGCUGAAGUUGGAAUCUUCCCAGAUCAUUUAUCGAAGAGUUCAGAAGAUGACAACAUUUCUUGAACCCUACGACCCCCCAUCAUGGGUAAAAGAAUUGAAAUUUACACCCAAGUUCCGAGUACAGCUGGCACAACCAAACACCCCUAUUCACAAGUGGAAUAUUCCAGGUGUUCCAGAACGUUUCAGCAUCCACAUCAAGCGGGAUGACAUGACAGGAGGUACUCUUUCUGGGAACAAGGUCCGGAAGCUGGAGUUCCUCCUCGCCGACGCCAUCGAUCAGGGCUGCAAGCAUGUGUGCACUGUGGGAGGGAUUCAGUCCAAUCACUGUCGGGCGGUGGCCGUCGCCGCACGCCAGCUCGGUCUUGUACCACAUUUAAUUCUAUGCAGCUCCGCCAAGUCAGCCUCAGAUAUUGGUUGUGAUGGGAACGUCUUGCUGAACCGGAUGUGUGGGGCAGACAUGUACGUCGUACCCCGGGCUUCGCCGUAUCUUCCUGAACUGAGACCCAGACAGGAGAGACUAGCACAGAUUAUAAAGCAGCAGACUGGAGAGUCGACCUACCUGAUACCAGUCGGGGGGUCCAACAAAGUGGGGUUGUUCGGCUACAUAUCCGCCUUCCAGGAACUCCAGGCACAGGGGGCACUGGAGAAGUUCGAUGACCUUGUGUUCACAUGUGGCAGUGGAGGCACAGCGGCCGGACUGAGUAUCGCUAACUACCUGACAGGUAACUCACUCAGAUGUCAUGGGUUCCUGGUCUGUGACGAUGACGUGUAUUUCUACGAUCACAUCCAGCAGACGCUGGAGGAAGUUGGCCUCCCCCACGUCAACGCCCGAGACAUCGUCGACAUUGUUCCUGGGUACAAAGGGAAGGGCUAUUCCAUCUCCACGGAGGAGGAGCUGGAUUUCAUCACCAAUGUCAGCAUUAAGUCUGGCAUCAUGCUGGACCCCACGUACACGGGGAAGGCGGCCUACGGCAUGGUACAGGAGCUCACUGCCAACCCACAGCGCUUCAGCGGGGACAGGCUCUUGUUUCUUCACACAGGUGGGGUGUUCGGACUGUUCGAUGGCAGGAUGGAUGGUGUCCUGAAGAAAACGGACUCAGAAACAGAGAGCAUCAAGAUGUGGCUGAAUAAAACCAGUGACCCAUCAUGAUAAAACCCACAUGGGCUGCAUCCGGACUACGGCUGGGGCCAGUCCAAAUUUCCUACCCGGGUACCCACCCCCUAUUACCCGACCCUACCCGGGUACCCACCCCCCUAUUACCCGACCCUACCCGGGUACCCACCCCCCUAUUACCCGACCCUACCCG